Molecule: messenger RNA, 291 nt
Organism: Aspergillus puulaauensis
Lineage: Eukaryota; Fungi; Ascomycota; Eurotiomycetes; Eurotiales; Aspergillaceae
Gene: LSM3
Product: U4/U6-U5 snRNP complex subunit LSM3
Exons: 4
Coding region: 1-291 (96 amino acids)
Biological process (GO): P-body assembly; mRNA splicing, via spliceosome
Cellular component (GO): catalytic step 2 spliceosome; U6 snRNP; Lsm1-7-Pat1 complex
Molecular function (GO): RNA binding
Source: RefSeq, a predicted model, not a curated record
AUGGCCGACACCGAGGGUGCGGGCACCUCUUCCGUCUCCGAACCGCUGGACCUGGUCCGCCUCUCUCUCGACGAGAUUGUCUUUGUCAAGCUGCGGGGUGAUCGCGAACUCAAGGGUCGUCUACACGCUUACGACAGUCACUGCAAUCUGGUUCUGGGCGAGGUUGAGGAGACAAUAUACGUGGUCGAGGAGGAUGAGAACGAGCAGGAGCACAUUCGCACAAUCAAAAAGCAAGAAGAGAUGCUGUUCGUUCGAGGUGACUCGGUUGUCCUAAUUUCUCCCCAAGCCUGA